AUGGCGAUUUGGAAGAGAAGUUCCGGCUCUUCCAGUGGCGAGGGCCGUCCAUCCUAUGAUGCAGAGAAGCACGCAGAACCCAAGUCUGGUUACACACAUGACUCUGGAGAGAUUCCUGCCACGGACGCCAGCGGUGUCGUUGUCCAUGCCGACAAUGCCCACUUGCACCGUGGUCUCAAGUCGCGCCACAUUACUAUGAUUGCCAUUGGUGGUGCUAUUGGAACGGGUCUUAUUAUUGGUACUGGUAAAGCGCUGGCUCAGUCUGGCCCUGCCUCCAUCCUCAUUGCCUAUACUGCCGUCGGUCUUCUCGUCUACGUGGUCAUGACUGCCCUCGGUGAAAUGGCGGCUUGGAUCCCUCACUCGUCUGGUUUUGCCGGUUAUGCUACUCGAUUCUGUGACCCUGCUCUCGGUUUUGCUCUCGGCUGGACCUACUGGUGCAAGUACAUCAUCACGACACCUAACCAACUCACUGCCACUGCCUUGAUUAUUCAGGAAUGGAAAACUGCCGAGGAAGUCAAUCCUGGUGUGUGGAUUGCAGUCUUUUUGGUUACCAUCAUCGCCAUCAAUUACUUUGGUAUCAAGUUCUUCGGUGAACUCGAGUUCUGGCUGAGUACCACAAAAGUCAUCACCAUUGUCGGCGUCAUCCUCCUGUCAUUUCUGCUAGCAGUCGGUGCCGGUCCAAGCCCAGCAACUGGUUUCAAGUACUACAACAACCCAGGUGCCUUUGCGCCAGCGUUUGGCAAAGGAGACGCGGGCAAGUUCUACGGAUUCUGGGCUUCCUUGGUCAAUGCCGUAUUCGCCUACCUGGGUACUGAGCUGAUUGGUGUGACGGUCGGUGAAGCACAGAACCCGCGCAAGACGAUUCCCCGCGCCAUCAGGCUCACCUUUUACCGCAUUCUGUUCUUCUACUGUCUGUCCGUCUUCUUCCUGGGCAUGAUUGUUCCCUACGACUCCCCAGAUCUGGCCUUUGCCAAUGGUGCCAGGACCGGUGCCUCGGCCUCUCCCUUUGUCCUGGCCAUCAGACUGGCGGGUAUCAAGCACUUGCCCGGUAUCCUCAACGCCUGUAUUCUGCUCUUCACCUUCAGUGCCUCCAAUUCGGAUCUCUACAUUGCAUCCCGAACCAUUUACGGACUUGCAGAGCAAGGCCACGCUCCCAAGAUCUUCCGCUGGACCGACAAGCGCGGUGUACCUGUGCCUGCCUUGCUGAUUUCCGCCUUUUUCUGCUGCACCGCCUUUAUGAACGCUGCCGACGACGCCAGAGUCGUGUUCGGCUACUUUGUCAACCUCACCACCAUCUUCGGACUUCUCUCCUGGAUCUCCCUCCUGGUAUCGCACAUUUUCUUCGUCCGCGCACGCAAUGCUCAGGGCAUCACCAAGGACCAGCUGGCGUAUACGGCACCACUCGGCCUGACAGGGUCGUACAUUGCCCUCUUCUUCUGCAUCCUCAUUGCCUUGACCAAGAACUUCUCCGUCUUCACAAGGGGUUCGUAUGGCAACUUUGACUACAAGAAUUUCAUCACUGGCUACCUUAACCUUCAGGGCAUCCCCAUCUACCUCGGCUGCAUCUUCGGCUACAAAUUCUUCAUGAAGUCCAAGAUGGUUCAGCCCCACGAGGCAGACUUUUACACAGGCAAGGGCGAGAUUGACCGCGAGGAAGAGGCUUUCCUGGCUCAUGCGGCGAUGAAGAAAGCAAACAGCAAUGGCAAGGAUGCGAGCUGGUUCUACAAGACGUUCAUCUCUUGGCUCUUGUAG
Messenger RNA from Plenodomus lingam JN3, 1752 nucleotides. NCBI's taxonomy places the organism in Eukaryota, Fungi, Ascomycota, Dothideomycetes, Pleosporales, Leptosphaeriaceae. The record is from RefSeq and is a predicted model, not a curated record.